UCCAGCUCGACUCCGGAACUUCCCUCCCGCUCUCAGUCCCGUAUAUAAGUCUCCUCUGCCACCAUCUUCCUUUUCAUAUCUUCCACCUUUUCGGCGUCAAAACGCAAAGAACCUUCAACGCAUGCAGAGAGCGGUGAGGCCCCAAAACAGAGCUUCCCAUUUCCCUCUUGACCAAGAACAAGAAGGAAGAAGGAAGGAGAAGGAGGAGGAGGAGGAGGAGGAGGAGGAGGGCGGUUGGCUGUUUGUGAAGAGUUUUGUCAGUGUUUUGGGAUGGAGGGUGUUGAUCUUUACACGGCUAGAAACAGCUUGCGCUCCAACAGCAACUCCAUAUGGAGGAACGACGGCAUGGACGUGUUCUCCAGGUCGUCCGUGGAGGAAAACGACGAGGAGGCCCUCAAGUGGGCCGCGCUCGAGAAGCUCCCCACCUUCGACCGCCUUAGGAAGGGGAUACUCACCAGCCCCCUUGGCGGCGCCAAUGAGGUCGACAUCGCGGACAUCGGGGUUCUGGAGCGGAAGAACCUGAUCGAGCGGCUGGUGAGGAUUGCGGAGGAGGACAAUGAGAAGUUCUUGUUGAAACUCAAGAACAGAAUUGAUAGAGUUGGAAUCAAGAACCCAACGAUUGAAGUCAGAUUUGAGCAUCUAAAUAUUGAGGCAGAGACACAUGUGGGAAGCAGAGCUUUGCCUACAUUCCUCAACUUCACUGCCAAUAUCGUAGAGGGCUUCUUGAAUUUUUUCCACAUUCUUCCCAGUAGAAAGCAACUUCCUAUCCUUAAUGAUGUCAGCGGAAUCAUCAGACCUUGCAGAAUGACAUUGCUUUUAGGUCCUCCAAGCUCUGGGAAGACCACACUCUUGCUUGCUUUGGCCGGGAAGCUUGAUCCUGAUCUUAAGGCUUCAGGGAAGGUGACUUACAAUGGCCAUGGCCUCAAUGAGUUUGUGCCCCAGAGAAGCGCUGCAUACAUUAGUCAACACGAUGUCCACAUCGGAGAGAUGACGGUUAGAGAAACAUUGGCCUUCUCUGCACGGUGCCAGGGAGUUGGAACCCGAUAUGAUAUGUUGUCGGAGUUGUCAAGAAGGGAGAAAGCAGCAAAUAUAGUACCCGAUCCUGAUAUUGAUAUCUACAUGAAGGCGGUGGCGUCAGAAGGACAGCAGGCCAAUGUGGUCACGGAUUACAUUCUCAAGGUUUUAGGAUUGGAAGUUUGCGCAGAUACCAUGGUCGGGAAUGAAAUGGUAAGGGGAAUUUCUGGGGGUCAAAGGAAGCGAGUAACUACAGGCGAAAUGCUAGUUGGACCAGCGAAGGCUCUGUUUAUGGACGAGAUAUCUACAGGUCUAGACACCUCGACGACAUACCAAAUUGUGAACUCAAUCAGACAAUAUGUUCACAUUCUGGAUGGAACUGCUCUCAUCUCUCUCCUCCAGCCAGCUCCAGAGACUUACAAUCUGUUUGAUGACAUCAUACUCCUCUCAGACAGCCAGAUAGUGUAUCAGGGUCCACGUGAAUUUGUCCUGGACUUUUUUGAGUCCAUGGGUUUCAAGUGUCCUGAGAGGAAAGGAAUAGCAGAUUUCUUACAAGAAGUGACAUCAAGGAAAGAUCAGCAGCAAUAUUGGGCUCGUAAAGAUGAGCCUUAUCAUUUCAUCACUGUCAAGGAAUUUGCCGAGGCAUUCCGGUCGUUUCACGUGGGAAGAAGGCUUGGGGACGAACUUUCUGUUCCAUUUGACAAGACCAAGAGCCACCCUGCUGCUUUGACGACCAACAAGUACGGUGUCGGAAAGAAGAACCUCCUGGAUGCUUGCAUCUCGAGAGAACUCUUGCUUAUGAAGAGAAACUCAUUUGUUUUUAUCUUCAAGCUUGUUCAGCUCACAAUCAUGGCAUUGAUAACCAUGACCCUCUUCCUCAAGACCAAGAUGCACAAAAGCUCUGUAACUGAUGGAGGAAUCUAUACAGGCGCUUUGUUCUUCAGUGUGAUCAUGAUCUUGUUCAAUGGAAUUCCAGAGAUUUCCAUGACAAUCGCCAAGCUACCUGUCUUCUACAAGCAAAGGGACCUUUUAUUUUUUCCUGCGUGGGCAUAUGGUCUUCCUUCAUGGGUUUUACAGAUCCCAAUUUCAUUUGUGGAAGUUGCCGUGUGGGUUAGUGUCACCUACUACGGUAUUGGAUAUGACAAGAAUAUCGAAAGGUUCUUUAGGCAGUACCUUGUGCUGGUACUGAUUAACCAGAUGGCUUCUUCAUUAUUCCGAAUAAUUGGAGCGGUGGGGAGGAAUAUGAUCAUUGCAAAUACGUUUGGUUCUUUCGCACUGCUCCUUCUCUUUGCAUUCAGUGGAGUUGUUCUCUCAAGAGAGAAUGUGAAGAAAUGGUGGAUAUGGGGUUAUUGGGCAUCUCCUCUGAUGUACGGGCAGAAUGCAGUCGUCGUUAAUGAGUUCUUUGGGCACAGUUGGCAACAUAUUCCAGCAAAUACAAUGGAGCCACUAGGAAUCCAAGUCUUGAAGGCUCGUGGUUUCUUUCCACAUUCGUACUGGUACUGGAUAGGAACAGGAGCAUUGCUCGGAUUCAUCUUGUUGUUCAACGUUGUGUUCAAUUUGGCUCUCACCUACCUUAAUCCAUAUGGCAAGCCCCAGACAGUCAAAUCGGACAAUUCGGAAACUGAAUCUAUUAGAGCUGGAGGAUCCGUCCAAUUAUCAUCCCAUGGAAACCGUUCCAGUAACAGAUCACGCUCAGGAGGAGUUAUUAGGAGAGGAAGCAAGAAUUCAUCUAAACGUCCACAAACCGCUUUCGACAUUAAUGGGAAAAGAGGAAUGGUUCUACCGUACGAGCCACAUUCCAUUACUUUUGAUGAUAUUAAGUACUCCGUUGACAUGCCACCGGAAAUGAAGAACCAAGGCGUUGUCGAGGACAAAUUGGUGCUUCUAAAGAGUGUGAGUGGUGCCUUUAGGCCUGGCGUUCUUACCGCUUUGAUGGGCGUCAGUGGGGCAGGUAAAACCACAUUGAUGGAUGUGUUGGCUGGCAGAAAAACCGGAGGUUACGUCGAGGGGACAAUAAUGAUUUCUGGGUACCCGAAGAAGCAAGAAACAUUUGCUCGAAUUUCGGGAUACUGCGAGCAAAACGACAUUCAUUCUCCUCAUGUAACUGUCUAUGAGUCUUUGCUCUAUUCAGCGUGGCUGCGUUUACCUCCUGAAGUCGACGAGCAAACCAGAGAGAUGUUCAUUGAGGAAGUAAUGGAGCUGGUGGAACUCAAUCCCUUGAGACAAGCAUUAGUGGGAUUGCCUGGUGUCAGUGGUCUCUCAACCGAACAACGGAAGAGGUUAACCAUUGCGGUUGAAUUAGUAGCAAACCCCUCCAUAAUAUUCAUGGACGAGCCUACAUCAGGACUGGAUGCAAGAGCUGCUGCCAUUGUUAUGAGAACAGUCAGGAACACAGUGGACACUGGGAGGACUGUUGUGUGCACGAUUCACCAGCCAAGCAUCGACAUCUUCGAAGCUUUUGAUGAACUAUUCCUGAUGAAGCGAGGAGGACAAGAGAUUUAUGUCGGUCCAUUGGGGCGACAUUCUUGCCAUCUCAUAAAGUACUUUGAGGGUAUUCAAGAAGUGAGUAAGAUCAAAGAUGGUUACAAUCCAGCAACCUGGAUGCUGGAAGUCACCGGCCCAGCCCAAGAACUAGCUUUGGGGGUCGACUUUGCUGAUAUCUACAGAAAAUCAGAUUUGUACAAGCGGAACAAGGCAUUGAUCCAUGAACUAAGCGUACCUGCUCCUGGUUCAAAAGACCUGUAUUUCCCUACCAAGUACUCACAGUCCUUCUUUACCCAAGUCAUGGCUUGCUUAUGGAAGCAAAACUGGUCCUACUGGCGCAACCCGCCAUACACGGCAGUUCGGUUUCUUUUCACCACCUUCAUAGCUUUGAUGUUUGGAUCGAUGUUCUGGGACCUCGGCUCCAGAACGAAGAGACAACAAGAUCUGUUCAAUGCAAUGGGAUCCAUGUAUGCUGCAGUUCUCUUCCUGGGGAUUCAGAACGCGGGUGCGGUCCAGCCUGUGGUUUCGGUUGAGAGGACAGUCUUCUAUAGAGAGAGGGCUGCAGGAAUGUAUUCAGCCAUGCCAUACGCAGUAUCACAGGUUCUCAUUGAGCUUCCAUACAUCCUAGCACAAGCUGCAGUAUAUGGUGUCAUAACAUAUGCUAUGAUGGGAUUCGAAUGGUCGGUCACAAAGUUCUUUUGGUACAUUUUCUUCAUGUACUUCACGCUGCUGUACUUCACUUUCUAUGGCAUGAUGGUCGUGGCUCUGACGCCGAACCACCACGUUUCUGCCAUCGUCUCUGCUGCAUUUUAUGGAAUUUGGAACCUCUUCUCCGGAUUCGUAAUCCCGAAAACUAGAAUUCCUGGUUGGUGGAUAUGGUACUACUGGGCAUGCCCAGUUUCAUGGACAAUGUACGGAUUGGUGGUCUCACAAUUUGGGGACUUGACGAACACUCUCGAUGACAAUGACCAAACGGUGAAGGACUUCUUGAGAGACUACUUCGGCUUCAAGGAUGAUUUUCUUGGGGCUGUUGUGGGUGCGGUUCUCGGAUUCACCUUCCUCUUCGCAUUCGUCUUCGCCUUUGCAAUUAGGUCCUUCAACUUCCAAACAAGAUGAAAGUACCUGUCAUUACUUGGAGGAGACGUUACCCUCUUUUUGUAACUAGUGUUACUGUGUUCUAGUACUAGCUCGAAGUGUAUAUUAUAGACAUCAUAUCCGAGCGAAUUUCUUUGACUAACUACAAUUAUAUUGAAUAGAUAUUGCACAGCUAUAUUUGGCUCGAGUGGAAUUUGUAAUCACCACAGUGUCAUAUACAUUACCAUAUAAAGUUUUGGUUUAGAUA
This is a messenger RNA of Syzygium oleosum, 4840 nucleotides long. RefSeq names its product pleiotropic drug resistance protein 1-like. The record is from RefSeq and is a predicted model, not a curated record. Bases 271 to 4614 code for a protein of 1447 amino acids. The transcript has 24 exons. Lineage: Eukaryota; Viridiplantae; Streptophyta; Magnoliopsida; Myrtales; Myrtaceae. Gene Ontology annotation, molecular function: ABC-type transporter activity; ATP hydrolysis activity; ATP binding. Gene Ontology annotation, cellular component: membrane.